CCAAUCCUCACUUCCUCCAUAACUUCAAGAGUCUCCUCUUCUGGUUUUCUCAUCGUAGCUUCUUUGGUUAAUUAGCGUUUAUUCAUCUCUUGAAUUACUCUCAUCAGAAUGGCCAAGAAUGUAUCUCAGUCGCCUCUUGAGAAAAAUAGCUUGUCUUCAAUAGACCAAAAGCUGGCCAUGGCAAAGCGUUGCUCUCAUGAAGGUGUAGUUGCAGGAGCUAAAGCAGCUGUUGUUGCUACCAUUGCCACUGCCAUUCCAACUCUGGCUAGUGCAAGAAUGCUGCCUUGGGCAAAAGCCAAUCUCAAUCACAGUGCUCAAGCUCUCAUAAUCUCUACAGUUGCUGGAGCGGCAUAUUUUAUAGUUGCUGACAAGACUGUCCUGGCUACAGCACGAAGGAACUCCUUCAACAAGAACUCUAACACUGAGGCAUGACUUCAUCGAUGUGGACUUCAAUUCACGCCGUAUUUUAUGUAAUAGUCUUUAGAAGCAGUUGUGUAAAUUAAUCCAUCAUCAAUUAACGUAUAAAUAAAAAAGGGCUUGUCAUUUCAAGAGCA
Molecule: messenger RNA, 554 nt
Organism: Hevea brasiliensis (rubber tree)
Lineage: Eukaryota; Viridiplantae; Streptophyta; Magnoliopsida; Malpighiales; Euphorbiaceae
Product: early nodulin-93-like
Exons: 4
Coding region: 109-432 (107 amino acids)
Source: RefSeq, a predicted model, not a curated record